Acanthamoeba castellanii str. Neff is the source of this 678-nucleotide messenger RNA. RefSeq names its product metallophosphoesterase domain containing 2, putative. The transcript has 5 exons. Bases 1 to 678 code for a protein of 225 amino acids. Gene Ontology annotation, molecular function: hydrolase activity. Lineage: Eukaryota; Discosea; Longamoebia; Acanthamoebidae. The record is from RefSeq and is a predicted model, not a curated record.
AUGGAGGCUGGCAGUAGCAGAUGCGUCAAGGUGGAGCUGGGACAACCGGAGGCGGAGACACAGGGGUGUGAGAGGGUGCGGGUGGUGGUCAUCAGCGACACCCACAACGAACACGGACACAACUACAUCAAGAUACCGGACGGCGACAUCCUCGUCCACUGCGGCGACUUCACCCACAAGAGCGACUGGCGAGGGCUCAAGGAAGGAGAAGUGCCGCAGAGCCUGCACAAGUUCAACGAGUUCCUCGGCACCCUGCCCCAUGAACACAAGAUCGUCAUCUCUGGCAACCACGAGAUUGGGUUCAACAACCUCAAGCGCCGCGAGAUCCGCCAGCUGCUGUCCAACGCCACCUACAUCGAAGACCAGACGGUCGUGGUGAAGGGAAUCCGAUUCUACGGCUCACCGUGGACCAGCUCGACGAAUAUGGCGUUCAGCGCAAGACGAUCGAAGCUCGGGGAGAAGUGGGCGAAGAUCCCAAACGACACCGACAUCCUCAUUACGCAUCUCCCACCCUUUGGCGUGCUCGAUCAGGCCUGGGUCGGCUCGCCUCCGAAGGGUUCGAGAUUCGACCGAAGGCGCACCUGUUUGGUCACGUGCACGAUACGCCGGGCACGAGGGCGAUUGGGACGCGUCACCUUCAUCAACGCAGCAACGCACAUCAGUCGCAAGACCCACUAG